Molecule: messenger RNA, 531 nt
Organism: Paramuricea clavata
Lineage: Eukaryota; Metazoa; Cnidaria; Anthozoa; Malacalcyonacea; Plexauridae
Source: the annotation of a GenBank genome assembly
AUGCUUGAAAAAAGAUGCCAAGUUGACACGAUUUACCUCGACUUUGUGAAAGCGUUUGACAAAGUAAGUCAUGACCUUUUACUUGUGAAACUCCAUAACUUUGGCAUCAAAGGUAAUCUUCUUCGUUGGUUCAAAAAUUAUCUUUCUGGGCGUUUUCAAAGAGUCACUGUACAUGGUGUUACAUCUCAGCCGCUCCCACUACUAUCCGGCAUUCCCCAAGGAUCAAUUCUUGGACCAAUCCUCUUUCUUAUCUACAUAAACAAUCUUCCCGAUAGCGUCUCCCAAGUCACAGCCGUGUCAGUGUUUGCUGAUGAUACUAAAUGUCAUCGCGCUGUUCGUAACCACCAAGACAGAGAAAUCCUACAAUCAGAUCUUAACAAUAUUACGAACUGGUGUCAAGACUGGAGGAUGGAUUUAAAUAAAUCCAAGUGCGGAGUUCUUCAAUUUACUCGUUAUCUCCAACCUACUAUUAACCAGUACACAUUAGUUGACAUUCCAGUCAAACCUUUAACCUGUGUAAAAGAUCUUGGC